AGCAGGAACCCUGUUGGAGGAAGGAGAAAAGUCACCUGUUGUCCAGCGGCGCUCCGUUUUUGUAUUUUUUUUUUUUUAUAAAUUCAGGUUACUUUUACUGCUGUUGUUUCUUAAUAUUAUUAUUAUCCCCCCCCCGUCCCCCGGCCCUCAGAAUGACGGACACACUUUUACCGAACGGCACUGAGGACAGCGGAGGAGACGGAAAACAUUUCAGAAAGGGCUGCAACCCCCUUGCACAGACCGGACGAAGCAAGCUGCAGAACACGCGAGCCAGCAUCAACCAGCAGAUCAUCAAACAGCUGAGGAUGAGGGCUGGAGCUGAGAAUCUGCUGAGGGCCACAAACAACAACAAGGUUAAAGAGAUGGUUUUUCUGGAGCUAAGCUACGUUAACGCCAACCUGCAGCGGUUGAUGGGACAACUGGAAGGACUCAACAGCUCAGUGGACGUCUACCAGAGCACACAGGAAACUACCAACAUUCCCCUGAUUGCUCUUGGUCUGAAGGAGACGAAAGAAGUUGACUUCUCUGCACCAUUCAAGGACUUCAUCAUGGAGCACUACAAUGAAGACGGAAGAACUUUUGAAGAAGAGAUUGCAGACCUAAUGGACUUGCGACAGGCCUCCAGAACACCAAGCCGUAACGAAGCUGGGGUGGAGCUGCUGGCCAAAUACUACAGUCAUCUUCCUCUGAUAGAGAACCGAUUCUUCUCCCCAACCCACCAGACCGGCAUCUUCUUCACCUGGUACGACUCCUUCACAGGCGUUCCCGUAUGCCAACAGAACCUUACCCUGGAGAAGGCCAGCAUGGUCUUCAACAUGGCAGCCCUGUACUCCCAGAUCGGCACCCGCAGUGACCGGCAGACAAUAGUGGGCUUGGGGGAAGCGAUCUCAUCUUUUCAAAAAGCUGCAGGUAUGCUAAGCCAUCUCAAGGAAACCUUCACCCACACUCCCAGCUACGACAUGAGUCCAGCCAUGGUCGGCAUGCUGAUUCGGCUGAUGAUUGCUCAAGCGCAGGAGUGCAUCUUUGAGAAGAUUGCACUGCCCGGGAUUCUGAACAAGUUCAACUCCCUGAUUAAAAUGGCCCAGGAGGCUGUUAAGGUCUCAGAAAUUUACGAUCAGGUCCAUCAGUCCAUGAUCCAGAUGCCGAUAAAAGACAAUGUGCCGUCCUUCUGGUCCAUCAUGUCACUGGUCAAAACCAACCACUAUCGUGCCAUUGCACAUCACUUUUUAGCUUCAGCACUGCUGGAUCAUGAGUUGGGUCCCAAUGAUGAUGAGGAUCAGCAGGAGAAGGCCUUAUCUCAGGUGUAUGAUCAGCUCCCUGAGGGAUGCUCCCCACUGGACAUCCUGAAGAACAAAGAUGAGCGUGAACGUAUUGGUAAAGCUCAUUUUCGUCGUGCCAUCUCUGGUCACGAAGAAGCUCUAAGGAAUUAUGGUCUGUGCCAGCACCUGGACAAGCUAAAGGUUCUGCAGGAGAUUUUAGAAGCCAGUCACCGGCGCUCACUCAACAAGUACAGUGACUAUGAAAAUGAGGAAGAGUUUCCUGACUACUUUGAAGCUCCAGACAUCAUCUCCAAAACAGAGCAUAAAGCAGAAAUGGAGCUUCCUGCUUCUACAAAGGUGAAAGUCAUCGACUUUUUCCAGAGACUGGGCCCACUGUCAGUCUUCUCAGCCAAGCAGAAGUGGACGGCCCCAAGGAAGAUCCAUGUUUGUGCAGAGGACAGAGACCUGGGUUUUACACUGAAAGGAGAAGCCCCGGUUCAGGUGGUCUCAUUGGACCCUCUCAGCCAAGCUGCUGCUGAUGGACUGAAGGAGGGUGACUAUAUUGUUGCUGUGGGUGACAGAGACACCAAAUGGAUGGGUGUGAGUGACAUGAUGCGACUUCUGAAAGAUGUGGAUGAAGAGGGGAUUGAACUCCAGGUGGUCAGCAUAAUCGACAACAGCCCUACCAUGCCAACAAAGAGUGCCACCUUCAGCGGAAACCUGCCCAAGACCUACUCCAUGAUCUGUCUGGCGUACAACGAUGAAGAAAAGCCUUUAAAAGCCCGCAAAGUGAGCAAGAAGUCAUCAUUCCUCAGCUGGGGCCUGAAGAACAAGAUGAAGAGUGCCAGCACCUUAAGUCUGCCAACAGCCGACCAGUCUGGUACUCUGCCCUGGAAUAAACCCAUUUCCACCUUCCCCAGCUCCAGUUCCUACAACAAUGACAGUGCCUUCCACUGAGCUGGAUGCAGGGUUCUAGUGCAGUGUGCACACUCAGCCUUUAGCCGACUACAGCGCUGUGCUGUACCCAUACUGGAUGUGUUUUGAUACAGCAUUGCUGCCCUUUUGGUGUUUCCACUCACAAGUAUACAGCUUGUACAUCACCAGCAUUAAAACACAUGAAAAAUAAUAACAGUGCCAAAUACUGCACACAGGCUCCCUUGCUAUUAUAUAGACCUAAGCUAGCUCUCCAUCUUAAGAAAGCUAGGAUAAUGGAGAAUCAUUCCAUUCCAUGCCAGUAUGUGAACAGCACGGUAUGGCUGCAAACAUAGUUCAUCUAGAGACAAAGAAAAGGUUUGUGAGCACACCCAUACCGGCGUCCCCUCCUUUGCAUGGCAGUGGUUGUAAUGUGGGCUAAGUGGUCUGCAGCAUCACUGCAUUCAUGAAGGACCUUGUUACAAAAACUUUGAACAGCUAAUCAGUGAGGGAAAACAAAAUCUGCUGUGAAGUUUUUCUCAUGUCUAGGAAAUAGGAAGAUUUUUAGAAUGCAAUAUCUGAUAAGCUGCUUAAUCAUACCUUAGUUUUGUGUUACUGUCUUUUUGUAUUUGAGAGACAGCCUUUGAAGACGGUGUUUGAGCUUUGUGCCAUGUCCGGAACACAGUGUAAAUAGAAGUACAUGUAUUUUACUUUUACUUUUUACUAGUCAUGCUCUGGCCCCACAUGCCUCCACGUCUCUGAUAGGCCAAGAUGAAUCAUUUACCAAUCUGAUUUGUGUUACCCACCUUGGUCAUUUGUAGGAAGCUGGAGCUGUGCGGCUUUGUUUAUGUGAAUCUGUAUGUCGUCAAAUCUAUUUUAAUAGAAGGGAAGAAUGUGGUUCCACUGAUGUUCGUGAUGCACACUUGGACAGUAAGGAGUGGCUCGGAUUAAAGCCCACAGUUAGCCUUCUGAUCUGUCUCUAUAUGCCUUAAUGUUAGUUACAACUCACAUUUUACUGACACUUUGCAGUGUUGGACUCUUUAUCUACAAAGUAGAUUCUUUUAUUCGUUUGAUAAUCAAAUUAUUUAUAUUAUUAAAAAACACAAAAUUAAAUAAAUAUAUAUUCACCUUUAAGUUUAGUUCAAGUUCUAAGUUGUUGCUUGGUAGAUUUCUGUUUCUUGGAGGAAUGUAUUUUAUUAGCCUUGAUAAACUUGUGUACUUUACCUUUUUGUCUUUGUAAAAUAUUUUGUUGUAAAUGUUUUUAAACAGUUAUCCUGAUAAAUAUGUAAUAUUCGGUACUGUCUCUGUUUACUUUAACACUGUGUUUAAGUGCCAUUUAUGCUAAAUCAGAAGUAAAAUGUCACGUUGUUGUAGAAGACUGUGCAGUGAUUGCUCCCUGUGGUGGAUGGAUAUUAGAUUUUUGUUUAUACCGCAGUGUCUGGUGGUACUAGGUGCCUUGGUGUUUAUGCAGAAGGUUUGGUCUCAUCUUGCAAUGCUUUCUGGUUGGCUCGCUCUAUGUUCUGCACUUUGUGCUGCAUAGCUGCUCAUUGUUAGGUCAUUGUCAUAUGUGUAAAAUCAAAUAAAACAGAACAAACAACGCAA
Molecule: messenger RNA, 3773 nt
Organism: Girardinichthys multiradiatus
Lineage: Eukaryota; Metazoa; Chordata; Actinopteri; Cyprinodontiformes; Goodeidae
Gene: rhpn2
Product: rhophilin, Rho GTPase binding protein 2
Exons: 15
Coding region: 153-2216 (687 amino acids)
Biological process (GO): negative regulation of stress fiber assembly; signal transduction
Molecular function (GO): protein binding
Source: RefSeq, a predicted model, not a curated record